AUGGAUAGGCUAGUGGGUGAGGCUGUUGAAGCCAGGGGUCGUGAAUCUGUCGACAGAUCAAUAACCGGGGACUGGGUCAAGUCACUGAGGAUCGAGAUGAUGGUUCAAAUUGCCGAUUCAGACCCAUGUUGUCCAUUACUUCUACCUUCGUUAUAUUCAUCUAUUACGAUUUCUUCUUGUUUUUCCUUUUCUACAUCACUAAUUGGUUAUAUCCCUCUUCGUUAUCUAUCUAUCUAUCUAUCUAUCUAUAUAUCUAUCUAUCUAUCCGUGUUCUCUAUCUUUCUAUCCGUGUUCUCUAUCUAUCUAUCUAUCUAUCUAUUCAUAUCUAUCUAUCUAUCUAUCAUCUAUCUAUCUAUUCAUUCUUUAUCUUUAUCCAUCUAUCAUAUCUAUCUAUCUAUCUAUCUGAAUGUAUCUAUCAUAUCUGAAUGUUCUAUCUAUCUAUCUAUCUAUUCAUUCAUUCAUCUAUCUAUCUAUCUAUCUAUCUAUCUGAGUGUGCUCAUUAUCUAUCUAUCUAUCUAUCUAUCAUCUAUCUAUCUAUCUAUCUAUCUGAAUGUGUUCAUAUUCAUCUAUCUAUCUAUCUAUCUAUCUAUCUAUUAUCUAUCUAUCUAUCUAUCUAGAUGA
Messenger RNA from Acanthosepion pharaonis, 621 nucleotides. Lineage: Eukaryota; Metazoa; Mollusca; Cephalopoda; Sepiida; Sepiidae. The record is from the annotation of a GenBank genome assembly.